Messenger RNA from Cyphellophora attinorum, 1638 nucleotides. RefSeq lists its product as uncharacterized. The transcript has 2 exons. The record is from RefSeq and is a predicted model, not a curated record. Bases 1 to 1638 code for a protein of 545 amino acids. Gene Ontology annotation, molecular function: DNA binding; zinc ion binding. NCBI's taxonomy places the organism in Eukaryota, Fungi, Ascomycota, Eurotiomycetes, Chaetothyriales, Cyphellophoraceae. Gene Ontology annotation, biological process: DNA-templated transcription.
AUGGCCACCAGCGAUACUUGUCAGUCACGACUCACUCGUCGUCAUUGCGGCCGCCCGGACAGCGGCGAGGUCGGCGCGGACGCGUUGACCUGGUGGUCUCCUGAGAUCGAGGAUGUGACACCUCUUAGCAAAUCGAAGUCUCAUGGCGACGCCCGACGAGGCAUUCCUAGUACAGCAUUCAACAGCCAUGGUCAAAGCGACUUCAACAACGACAUGGGACGGCAACACGAGCUCCGAUCAGCCACGGUUUCCCAGCUUCCGCCGUUAGCGGAAGCAGAAAUUCUGUUCGAGCACUUUUCACGUGUCAUGCACCCAACUCUUGGAGUGCUACACCUGCCUUCAAUCCGUACACUUCUUCGAGACGCCUACGCAGCCGCUGCAGUUGGCGGCGACUUGGAUGUCUCUUGCCUGCUACUCCUUCUAUCAGUCUUUGCUGGAGCAGCGAUGGUCUGGACGCCUGAGCUGGGCGUGUCACUUGCGGCAAGCGAGGCACAAGCAAUCGCCGCCUACAAGCAGUACGUUCGGCAGGCGUUGGCUAUGCUAGAUCACGCUCGUCAGCCACUCAAGCCGUCCACAAUGUCACUGGCCGCGAUUGCGACGUUAUCACACGUCGUUGCCAACCAUGAUGUACUAACCUCGCAGUCCAACGUUAUGCUCCUUCGAAGCCGCUGCGUCAUGCUUGCGCGCCAGCUUGGAGUUGAUUCGCUAGACACGCAUGUCAAACGCGCGGCACGACAAAUUCAGAGACCCAACAUGAUUGAGAUCGAAGUGCAGAGAAGGGUAUGGUGGUUCAUUGUCUCAUCUGAUUGGCUGGCCGGUUUCUCUGGAGGUUCUCAAGACGGCACAUACACCUUUCUCCCACGAUUUAUGCAUGUCGACCUUCCUUCUGACAUCGACGAUGAAUGUCUGACCCCAGAUGGCUUCUCAAAGGAACCUUCUCCGAAGCGACCGACGGGCAUGUCGUCAUUCAUACAACGGACUAAGCUGUCAUUCAUACAACGGAUCAAGCUUGCUGGCCUCUGCCGUGAUAUCGUUGAUGUGCUACCAUCUGUACCCUGGGCUGCUGACGGAAUAGACUACGGAACAAUACUUGCGGUCGAUCAAAGGAUGGAGAAGUUCCUAUCCAAUCUCCCACCAUUCUUUAAGCUCGACGCAGACUUCGACCGAGCUCAAGCAGCCAGUCACGAUGAAACGCCGUGGAUUGCUGUGCAGGCGCUCGGAAUCAAUUUCAGCUUGCAAGUCCGCAGAUGUCGGCUUCAUCGCCCGUAUCACCUUCUGAGCACGAAGGAACCAACGUAUGAAUACUCUCGAACCAUGUACAUUCGAUCGGCGCGCAAUGCGCUUGGUUUGGCGCAUGCGAUGGACGAGCUCGCGACCAAUUCUGGUCUCAAAGCUUCUCCGUACUGGAUUGUCAGGCAAAACGUCUUCACAGCCGGACUGACGCUCGCGACCAACGUGUCACAUAAUCUCGACUUGCCCAAUGUCGAUGUACAGGGACAGAGCAGACAUGCCGCGUACAAAGCGCCCGACCUUGCCGACUCAGACGCUCUGUGGUCGGAAUUCCUCAGCGUAGCACCUGAUUUUGACGACGCCCAGUGGCUGUCGCUUGUCACAUUCCCAGAGAUGGCUGAGGCUUGA